Hydractinia symbiolongicarpus is the source of this 4575-nucleotide messenger RNA. Its product is annotated as probable mitochondrial glutathione transporter SLC25A40. The coding region runs from base 2456 to 3472 and encodes 338 amino acids. The record is from RefSeq and is a predicted model, not a curated record. Gene Ontology annotation, biological process: mitochondrial transmembrane transport. Lineage: Eukaryota; Metazoa; Cnidaria; Hydrozoa; Anthoathecata; Hydractiniidae. The transcript has 10 exons.
CAAACAUUCAAACAUUCUAUUGUGGCCAACACGCUAAUAUUAUCUCCACGAAGGAUCAUGUGUCCCAUGAUCAUUUUCGCGAAAUCUAUGAUUUCUAUAGGCAGUACAAUUUGAUUUUUUUCCUUUUUUAAAAAAAGUCCUUCAUUAAAGUUAGUAUGUUUGUUUCAGGUUUUAUUGAGUUUAACGAAGCAUGUUUUUAGCUUUUUGGAUAAUUUUUCGUCAUGAACGCGAUUGUAUUUUUUUACGAAAUGCCAUUUUGUCUAAAAAAAUUAAAUUUGUGUGACCAUAGUUUAAUUUUAAUUUUAACUAUUUUAUUAACGUCGAUAAAGCCCUUGGAAAAAGGCAGGAUAAAAAUGAAAAAGAAGCAUCAUUUGAAUUAUAAUGAUGCCACCAACUCACCCACAAAAAAAUUAAUUUGAACCUUGUUUUCACGUUGUCUCCAUUGUGUAGAGCUUAAAGCCUGAUCAAGAAAAUGUAUAUGAUCAUGUGCAUUUGAUUAACGGUUAAUGAGAUAAUAUCAGCAAAGACCGGUCAAAACACAAAAUUUUUUUUAGAAAUUUGUAUACCUGUUGCCUUUAAUGCAUAGAUCUUUAAACGCUGAUUAAGGAAAUAGGAUCAUGUACUUUUGACAAACGGUUGCAGAGAUAUUGGGUUUUAAGGUUUUUUGAUGAAGUCAUCAACCUGUCCAUUCUAUAAUGAAUUCGGUACCAAGGUCUGAGAAACUUACCCAAAUUGGUCCCAGCUUGUCCCAAGUUAGCCAUGCAGUAAAAAAUGACUGAUGUCGCCACCUUGUUUCCAAGGUAUUUGACCUCAAAGUUUUACGUGCACUGUAAUGGCUUUAUUAGUUUAAAUUAGGAUACUGAUGUUAAAGGUGAUAUUGACAUCGUGCAGUAUCCUCAGAAAACUUGACAUUUGAGACAUAAGUUUUUCGGCGACAUCAAAGGAAAAUGAACACAUUCACUUUGCUUGUUACGGACAGAUACAUGGAACUGGCGUAUUUUUAUAUAGAUAAGCCUGCCAAACAUAUCUUGUUCUUUUGCCGAUUUUUUGUGUUUAAGGAAACGUUGAACUGAAAGUAUAUCCAAAUAUUUAACAGUCGUAAUUCAUAGUAAUUUGUUGUGAUGGAACUAAAAUGCGCUAUGUGCUAAUUUUGUAAGCACAAAAAUAGUUACGUGGUUAAACAAAAGUUGAAAUUUUUAUGUGAUUUCUAACAAAAAUUAGCUACUUUCGCUAAAUUAGUUAUAAUACAAGUGAAAAACAGACAGAUAUUAUUGUCAUAACACCCCCUCUUGUUAUGAUUUUUCAUAUGUUCAAAAUUACGCUAGCUAAAAUGUAAUACUGAAAGACUUCUAGUUGAUACAAUACCUUACUCAUUUUUUGGUUGAAAUUGGAAAUUGUAGAAACUGCGUUAGCAAAACUGGUUUCCUAAUCCGGAAAUAAUGUCCAUCAUUUGUAGCAAAAAUUAUUUCCUGAUCAGGAAAUUUCCUUUUCUUUAACUUGACCACUGUUUACCAGCUUUAUUGAAAUAGGAAAAGGAGAACAGUUUAUGUGCUGGUUGUUGAAAUUUACUACCAGAUAUAAACAUUUUAUUCUGUUCAUGUUGUCAGUAUAAUAGAAUGUUUUUAGUUUUUCUAAAAAUGUAAAGCAACAACAAGACUUUUUAGUAUUAUAUAUACUAAAAACAGCCACCUGACAAAGUUGAUUUCAGUAGCACUUCGAUCAGAGUCCUGCUUUGAUUUUUUCUUUUCUAAUUUUCCCUUUAAAAUGCUUGGAUGAGCAAUUUUAAUCUGAUCAAAGAUAUAAAGCUGUCUGAUAGCUACUGAAAACCAACAGCUACCUUAAUUUUCACAAGAUACUAAUAUUUAUGAAGUUGGCAAGUCCUAAUAUUUCACAAGAAUUAAAUUUCGCAAAUUUUGCUAAGAAAAUUUUCUUUGACGUUUUGUUUCUCAGUUUAUACUGUUUCUCAAGGGAGAUAUAAAAUAAAGGUAAAAGUUACAUAUAAAUUAUUUACUUUAAGGAAGAUCAGAAAAUUAAAAAAAUAGUAAACAUAGUUGGUUUCUCAAUAUUUUUUGUAAAUUUGACAGAAAAACUUUUAAAUUCACCAAAUCUAAUUCUUUCUCACAAUUCAGAGUUUUAAUAAGUAUAAACUUUUUGCUAAAAUCGCUGGAAACACAAAAGAAAUGUCAGAAAUAAAAAGUUAUUGAAUGGCCAUCCUUUCUUUAGAUUGGUGGCAAAGCAUCCAAAGGAACAUAAUUUAUAUAAAUAAGAAAUGUUUUUCUGAAUUUGGAAGAAAUCUGGUAUAGUCCCAACUGCAAUGAUUCAUUCAUGUUUUCUAUAAAAGACUAACAAAAAUUUAACAUACAAUACUCACCUAAUAGUAUCAACUUUUUUCUAUUCUCACAUAGUCUACGAAAAAUUGAGUGCUGUGCAACCAUUUUAAAAAUUCACUGCAAGCAUGACAGCAAUUAAAACUACAUUACAUCCAUCGCAACAGAUGGUAGCAUCUUCAGGAGGAGCUUUGUUGGUCUCUCUUUUCACCACCCCAUUUGAUGUUGUGAAGGUUCGGUUGCAAGCACAGCUAAAGUCAAAUACUGUCAGAUGUUCUGUGUUCAAUGAAAUUGUGGAUACCUUGUGUUUUUGCACAAAACCUCCAGCGUUCAACAGUCCAGUACUGUGCACAAUUGGUGGAAAUAUACAAACCGUACCUAGAUUCUCAUCAACCACUGAUGCUUUCUUAAAAAUAGCACGAAUUGAAGGAAUCAGAAAUUUGUGGAAAGGAAUGUCACCAACUCUCAUACAAAUGGUCCCGCAAACUGUCAUUUAUUUUACUGCUUACGAUCAGUUGAAAGUUCGAUUUGGUCACGUGGAAGGACAAACAAGCUUUGCAGCGCCCAUGUUGGCAGGUGUAACUUCAAGAUCAUUUGCAGUGUUUGCAGUGUCACCUAUUGAGAUGGCUCGCACCAAAUUUCAAUCAAAGAAAAACUUGAAAUACAGACAACUAUUUUCCAUUGUUAUCGAAACUGUAAGAGCUGAAGGACUGCUUUCCAUGUGGAGAGGAAUUGGACCUACCCUGUUACGAGAUGUACCCUUUUCAGCAUUGUAUUGGGCUGGAUAUGAGACACUUAAAUCACUGGACCAUUUCCAUAAUUUUGCUUCAGCAUUUGUGUCUGGUGCAUUAGCAGGAAUGAUGGCUGCUGCACUGACUACACCAUUUGAUGUUGUGAAAACCUUUCGACAGAUAGAAUUAGGAGAGAUGAAGCAGAAUUCUAUGUUUAAAUCGAAGUUACCCUUUACUUUCUCAAUCAUCCUCAAGUUGUACCGAACGCAAGGUGUAGCCUCUUUAUUUACAGGUAUAUACGCACGUCUUGGUAAAGUCGCACCAGCGUGCGCCAUUAUGAUCAGCAGUUAUGAGUACGGAAAAAAAUACUUUGAGAGAAAGAAUUAUCACGCCCUUAUACUUGAGAAUGGUUGAGAACAAACAAUGUGGAGUCUUGCACCAAGCACGCAGUGGUAGGAUGAAUCGUAUGAAAGCAGUACCAGCACGACUUGUAUUUUCGUAGUUUCACACAGUGACCAACAUUUGAGCAACCUUUCUUAAUAAAUGUGAGCCAUGUAAUAACUGCACGAAAGUGGCAAACAAAUGUAGGUGCUAGCAUAUUCCGUCGAAUUGACCAGAGGAUAAAUAAUGAACUACUGUAAAUUUUUAUUGUUCGGAUUUUUAUGGAUAUUAUAAAUAUCUACUAUGAUAGUCAUGUAAAAGCCUGUCUUUCGAUGCCAUAGUACGGGUGCCAGGAGGUCAAAAAUGACAAUCUGUGCUUUACUUUAUUUUUUCAACACCCAGACUAUCAACAUAACUUUUGAAUUUGCAUUUUUAAGUUGAUUUUCUAAACAAAGCUAAAAUUCCUUGACUGUGGAGUUAACAAAAAAUAAAGGAAACUGAUAAAGCAUUUUUUUUUAUAUUUUUUUAAAAAAGCGUCAAGAGGCCGAAAACUUCUAUUUAACUACGAUUUCCAUAAUUCAGAAAUAAAUUCGCGUUUUGCUUCUUCUUUAAACAGGUUAUACAAUUUCACUCUACAACGUAUGCUUACGUAAAAAAGUUGACAUUUUUUUAUUGAAUUGACAUUUCUUGUCAGACUCACCCGUUUUUAAAUCGUAUUUAUAUCGUUUCUACCGUAAUUUUUGUUUUCGUUUUUAUGUGAAAGAUUUUUUAUUCCGAUCCAUUCCAAUUCGUUUGAGUGUUUGUAAUCGAACGGUUUUUGCAUUUUUUUUCUGCUGUUAUUUAUAUUUUUUAAUUUACGCUAGGUAAAGCAAACCUAAUCACGUAAUUGUCUAACGGCCUCAAGUCACACUAAUGAAAUAAAUUUUUGUGAGAAUGUUCCGGCUUUCCGCAAAGAGAGUAAAUGAUGCUUUCGCCAUUCGCGAAAAUAUGUUUUCGCAAAAUUUUGGCAAUUCUGUCACCCGUUAAAAUUCAUUAAGGUUUGUUUUUCCAGCGAAAGUUCAACUUGCAGAUAAUAAUAAUUAUAGGUAUAUAUUGUAUAUUAGCAGUGUUGUGUUUAAAUUUGUGCAUCAAAAUCA